This is a messenger RNA of Stylonychia lemnae, 2130 nucleotides long. The record is from the annotation of a GenBank genome assembly. NCBI's taxonomy places the organism in Eukaryota, Ciliophora, Spirotrichea, Sporadotrichida, Oxytrichidae.
AUGAGCUCUUAAUCCAUCUUUAUUGGCAUCACAGUUGUGGCACCUAUUUUAAAUUAGAAAAGAUAUGAGUCAGUCUUUAAUGAGAUAUUACAAUAUUUAACCACUCAUUAGCAAGAUUUGAUAACCCAAGUUUAAAAUAACAGAUUUCUUGUUUUUUAAUCAUCAAAUGGUUCAAAUGGCGAUUAAAUUAUAUUGCCCAUUCAAUCAGCUUACUUGCAUACCUGCUAUUUCAGGAUUAAUACUGCAUUCUAAAUUACAUAAGAGGAUAAGAAAUUCGGCUCGAUAGCCUGGGAAGUAGUAAAUAUACUAAAGGAAAAUUUUCCAUCUAAAAUAUUUUUAUCUCAAGAAAAUUUAGAACUAUGCAAGCCAGUCUUUAUUCCACUAUAAUAAACUGAAGAACUAAGGAGAUAAAUAUCAUGUUUAAUGUCUAUUAAAGAUGAGGAUAGAUAUCUCACUCCAGAUGAGUUUGAAGAUGCUUGGAGUACUUUAUAAUUUGCGGAAAAAAUAAAUGAUCAGCGCUCCCUCAAUAUUUGUUUAGAACUCCUCAAUCAUCAGGUAAACAAUUGGUACUCGGUGAAAUAUAUUGUAGACACAGAUACACUACUCAGAAUUAUCAGCAAAAAUGAUUAUUCUUAACUAACCUCUAAUAAACUACUAGCUCAAGACUUACUAGACAAGGUCUAGAAUGCAUUGUCAAAAGAAUAAAACUCAGGACUGAUGAACAACAAUGAAACCUUUGAUAAAUAUUAAAAUGAAGACUCAUAAUCAUAAAUAUCAGACAACACUUGCUUGGACAUGAAGUAGUAUGAUUCUAAAACUGGAGCUGAGAAGCCUCUUUCAACAAGAAUGUGCUUGUUUUAGCUCACUGAAUCGAAUGACAUUAAUAGAGUGACUCAAAUUUUGUAGACAUUGUCUUAAAAAUCCAAGGAGACCUUGAACUAACUGAAAAGAAAAUACAAUUUUACUAGUAAAUUGACUAAUGUACUGAGAAAAUAUUGCAAUGCCGAGUAUGGAUUUGAUCAGAUUUCCUCUAGGCAUGGUACUUUUCAAUAUAAUCUUUCAAAACUUUUCAUAAUACUUUCCUCUGACUAUGUAGUAUUCCUAGAGUGCUUGCAGCAUUAGACUCUUGAUUUUAUGUCAUAGCUGAUCGAAGAAGGUGUAAUAUACGCAUAUGAAGAUGCUAUAUCUGGUGUAAACAACUACUCCAAUACUACGUAGAUUGGUGUACAAAAUAGUAACAAUCUAGCAAAUCAAGGAUUCAACCAGCCUUUAUUUAAAUUCCUUAAGUCCUCACUUGACUUCCUUGAAUUAGCCAUCUCAAAAAAUUAUCAGGAAUUUCUUCCAUAAAUUAGAGAUAACCUCAGGAAAAUUCAAUCAAGAAUGGUUAAGCUAGUCUAAAAGAGAGAAAAUCCUUUGUUAAACUAUUUUAUCCAGAACUAUACAGGUCAAAACAAUUAAUAGAAUCUAGAUGAAGUUGAAGAUGACCCUUCAAUUUAUAUCAAACCAUUAUAAUCAGAUUCAUAGCUUCUAAAUUAACUUUAGCAAUUGAAUGUAGACUAAUUAACUGAGCUCAAGACAAUAUCUUAAGACCUAUAUAUCUUCGCUGUCGACCUCAAUACCAAGGUAUAGAGAGUCGAAGCAUUAGUAGAUUUACAGGAAGAACACGAUGAAAAGUAUGAGAGGUUGUUCUAUUAGCUGAUUGGAAAUCCUUAAACUUUUAAGUAGGCUAAUUUAAAUGAAUAAGCAUAGGUCUACGAUAGAGAAAAGCAAAAAGCAUAAAAUUUAAAAGUAGGAAAUUAUAAUAACAAGGUGUAGUUUGAUCUUUAGGAGGAGUAACAAUAAUAUCCAUAGAAAUAGCCUAUCCUCAAAACCCAGAACAGUCUCAAGAAAAUAGACUAGAAUUAAAUCUAUGCAUCAAACGUAUCGCUACAAAAAGAAAAUAUUUUUAUGAGAAAUCAGUAUGAAGGGGGUUAUGAGAUUCCUGAGAAAUCUUAUAAGGAUAAAAACUAUAAUAUCAAUGAUAAGGAAAAUCGAAAUCAUUAUAUCGGUAGUCCUCUCAGAUAAUUCAAGAGGACAAAUACUGAUUAGAGAUAAGUAUCAACAAAGGACAUGAGAGAAUACUAUAAAUGA